Molecule: messenger RNA, 420 nt
Organism: Ogataea philodendri
Lineage: Eukaryota; Fungi; Ascomycota; Pichiomycetes; Pichiales; Pichiaceae
Exons: 1
Coding region: 1-420 (139 amino acids)
Source: RefSeq, a predicted model, not a curated record
AUGGUGGAUCCGAACUUGGCCCAACAAAUGGACCAUUCCAAACAAAUACGCGCCAGAAACAGCCAAUUGUCCCAGAAAUACUCAAAGUAUCUGGCCAAGACACUCUCGAAACUCAACUCGCCCGAAUCAACAGGAGCCAGAGCACAGUCUAAAGUAGAGACUAUAUAUUCCAACCAGGAAAGCAUAGCCAAACAAAAUCAGGAAAUGAUCCAAAGUUACCAACAAUUAAGCUCCAGUGCAACAGAACUACACCUAAAGAUCGACAAAACUACACAGAAACUGCGCGAUUCCAGGGCAAACGCGGCCCAGGAGAAAAUCGAGCUUUUGGAUAGAAAUAUCCGUAUUAUCGAAAAUUGCAUUAAAUUAGUCGAAUCUACCAAUACCAAACCCGCCCGCGCUAAAAAGGGACUCUUCGGUUAA